This is a messenger RNA of Eufriesea mexicana, 1232 nucleotides long. RefSeq names its product ras-related protein M-Ras. The coding region runs from base 255 to 851 and encodes 198 amino acids. Gene Ontology annotation, cellular component: membrane. Gene Ontology annotation, biological process: signal transduction. Lineage: Eukaryota; Metazoa; Arthropoda; Insecta; Hymenoptera; Apidae. The transcript is spliced from 4 exons. Gene Ontology annotation, molecular function: GTPase activity; GTP binding. The record is from RefSeq and is a predicted model, not a curated record.
UUGUAUACGACACUACGUUAAAGCUUACACAAACAUACUUUCCACAUAGAUACGAAUGUUGCGCACAGUGGCCCAGGCUGACAGCUGGAAGAACGUGAAACAGGAGUGGCAGAUCAUGUAAGGAUACUUUAGUCACAGAGUGAAACUUGACAAUUCACGAGCAGACGCGCUGCUAAGAAUACAUUAGAAGAGUUGACAGGAUAGGCAGAAGAAGGCAGAGCAGCGGGGGCGGGGGUGGGAGAACAAGAGGCGGUAUGACACGACCCCCCAAUAAUGACAACCUUAUGACCUUCAAAUUGGUCGUGGUUGGAGAUGGAGGUGUUGGAAAGAGCGCGCUUACCAUACAGUUCUUUCAAAAGUUAUUUGUCACUGACUAUGAUCCUACCAUCGAGGACAGUUACAUUCAACAUACAGAGGUAGACAAACAGUGGUGCAUCUUAGAUGUGCUAGAUACUGCUGGUCAAGAAGAAUUCAGUGCCAUGCGUGAACAAUACAUGCGCAAGGGUGAUGGGUUUCUGUUAGUAUACUCUGUGACUGAUAAACAAUCUUACGAGAAUAUCAUGAAUUUUUAUACCCAAAUACUUAGGGUAAAGGAUAGAGACGUAUACCCUAUGCUUUUGGUAGCCAAUAAAGUUGACUUGGUACAUUUGAGAAAGGUUACAGAGGAACAGGGAAGGGAGUUGGCUCAUCGAUUGGGUAUACCUUAUAUUGAAACCUCUGCCAAAGACCCGCCAUUAAAUGUAGAUGCAGCAUUCCACGAGGUCGUUCGUAUUAUCAGAAAUCAGCCUCCAGCCGAGUUGGAAAAAAAUCGGAGGAAACGAAGACGUUCGGGGAAAUGUAAUCUUUUAUAAAGCUCGAAACUAUCGAGCGAGUAUUGGGAUUGCGUAAUGAUUGCGCACUACCUUUUAAAAGGGUCACUUUUUUUUUUUUUCGAAAAAGUGAAACGCACCUGCCAAAAAAGAAACAAAAAUAUGAAAAAGUGGGUCUUCUGUCCUCCAUCGUAUAUAGGUACAUAUGAUUCGUACAUUUUCCUUUUUUCGUCGAUUCACGUGUGAGUUGGUAGUAUUAUUAAGCAUCGAUCCCACCCUUGUAAAAUAAGUGUACAAAACAGUAACGAUAAGAGAUGCAUCGAUCGAAAGAAAAACAAUGCUAUAUGUAUCUCCGAGACGCAACUAGAUUUUUUAAAAAAUCAAUUCAGCAUUAGUUUAAGACUUAAAAAAAUCGAAAAAAUU